Mytilinidion resinicola is the source of this 867-nucleotide messenger RNA. RefSeq lists its product as uncharacterized. The transcript is spliced from 3 exons. The annotation marks the transcript as partial. The record is from RefSeq and is a predicted model, not a curated record. NCBI's taxonomy places the organism in Eukaryota, Fungi, Ascomycota, Dothideomycetes, Mytilinidiales, Mytilinidiaceae.
CAUUUACCUUUCAACUUCGGUGUGGAACUCGAACUCAUCAUCCGACCGAAGCACAUCGACUCGCUUCCUUUCGAUCUCCGUCUUCCAGACUCCGAUGCAACUCCACGACAGACGCGCGACUUCAACUUCACUCUGUUGAAAAUGAUUGCCCAGCUGCUAUCGGCGUCCGAAAUGCCUUGCAACGUGUUCGAUCACAACUGCGAUGAAGAACCCGAUUACACCAAAUGGAACGCCACGCUUGAUGCCUCCAUUUCCAAGGCCCAUAUUGCCAACGGUUUCUAUCCUGUAGAAAUCGUCACUCCGAUCAUCAAGGCAGACGCUGAUUGGGUCUACACCAUCGACAAGUUCUGGUCGGUUAUGGACGAUGCAUUCCUCUAUCGUCGGGACAUCUCCUGUGGUACCCAUGUCCAUAUUUCGCCAGCCUCCGGGUCAUAUAAUGCCUUUGAAGUCAUAGAAACGUCGGAGAGAGAUCAAAUUGUCGAUUUUGUGUCUCCCGACAAAUACGUCUCGUGGAACUUUCGCUCGGCGAAGACAACUGGUUUUGGUAGCAUCGAGUUCCGAAGACCUCCAGGCGUUACAACUACUUGGCAAACAAAACACUGGGUUGCAUUUACCAUGGCUUUUACUGAAAUGGCAAUUCAAGCAAGUCCGGAGCAGUUCGACCCGCCGUCUUCCCAGAACAUCGACCGCUUCCCGCAGCCCACGUUCGACACGUUACUGAUGAACGCGGCCUAUGGAAUUCGAGUCAAUAUGGAAAUAGAUCAAGCACUCGGCCUAUACGACGAUGCGAGAUCCCUCCAUAUAGCCAACAUCACUGACGAGAACUUGGAAUGGCUGUGGAGGGCUGACUGGGAGUACAUGCCUAAU